AUGGUUAGACAUUUUGUUUUAGGAUGUCUUCCAUAUGUUGACCAAAUUGGCCAAGCUGUAUGGGCGUUGUGCAAGACCAGGGCCAAUGCGAAAACAGGCAGUACUUUAUCAGGAAGGAUUAUGAAGCUGCUAAGCGGCUCCGGUAUUGAUCUGAAAGGAGCUUUGAAAGAGAUGUGCGAAACAUCUGUUCAGAAGGAGACUUGCGAUAAGCUCGGAGGACAUCUGACCAAAUGUGAUGUGUUCGGUGGAAUUGCUGCAUUGAUAGCGUACAGGCAAGCAAUCGAACGUUGUUCAAUGCUUCUUACAUCAUUAGAACAACCACAGAACCUUCCUGCAAAUAUCGGAGGCUUUCUUACAAAAUUUUACACAUGUUACAACUAA
This is a messenger RNA of Soboliphyme baturini, 381 nucleotides long. Lineage: Eukaryota; Metazoa; Nematoda; Enoplea; Dioctophymatida; Soboliphymatidae. The record is from the annotation of a GenBank genome assembly.